Molecule: messenger RNA, 1683 nt
Organism: Asparagus officinalis (garden asparagus)
Lineage: Eukaryota; Viridiplantae; Streptophyta; Magnoliopsida; Asparagales; Asparagaceae
Exons: 4
Coding region: 1-1683 (560 amino acids)
Source: RefSeq, a predicted model, not a curated record
AUGGCCGCCAAUGACUUGAUUUGCAUGGUGUCUUUAGGCGAGAAUGCCAUAUUCGUGAAGCUAAGUUCGACAACAAGCUUUGAUGAACUCCAAUUUGAUGUGUCUGAAAGAUUGAAAGUACCUAAAGAAGCUUUAUCCUUUAUAUUUAAAUCUGAGAGGCACCCCAACCUCAGUUUUUCAGUUGACAACGAUGAUGAUUUGAAGUGCAUGUUGGAGCACAAUCGAAAUAUUGGUUGUACGGAGAUUCACAUGCAAGCUGCUGUUAAUGUAGAGUGUUCCACUUCAAGGAAAAAUCAGAUUAGGGAAAUUAGUGAUGCCUCUUUGAAUGCAGAAUAUAGUCGUCCUCCUCCAGGAAAUGCAUCCAAUUCAGAGAGAAUCCAAAAUGAUUUCCCGUCUGGUGAGGUUGUAAUGAGAGCUGAUGAUAUUCUCAACAACACUUCCAGCAUUCCUCAAUGGUGGCACACAACAUUAACUGAAAAGGGGCAACAAUUUGAGACUGUAAACGAAUUGAGACUAGCUUUGCAGUACUAUUCCAUGGCGAAAAAAUUUGACUAUGAAUUUGUAAAGAAUGAACCCAAACGUAUCCGAGUAUGUUGUCGAUAUAAGGAGACAUAUGGAUGCCCUUGGAUGCUCUUUGCAUCUCCUGUUAAGUAUGGUAAAAGAAUUGAAAUCAAAAGGUUUGUGAAUGAACACAGUUGUGGACAACAUGCUAACAAUUCAGGGCAAUCACGGGCAUCUCGUAAAUUCAUAGCAGCCCAAUUGCGACCGGUAUUAAAGGCGCGACCUCAAAUCCGACCAAUUGAUGUGCAAAAGGAGUUCCUCACUCGAUAUGGAUUGAGACUUGAAUACAGUAAGAUAUGGUGGGGCAAAGAAAGAGCGCAGGAGGAUAUGUAUGGUGAUAGUUAUGAGGCUUAUGAUCAAUUAAGAUGGUAUGAGCAAAAGGUGAAGGAAACGAAUCCAGGAAGCUACAUAUGCAUUGACCAGAAUGAAGGAAGGUUCAAAAGACUGUUUAUAUGUUAUGCCGCUUGCAUCGUUGGUUUCUUAAAUGGGUGUAGACCCCUAUUAUUUUUGGAUGGGACCUUUUUGAAAGACAGAUACAAAGGCAUGCUCCUGAGCGCCAUAGCAUACGACGGAGACCAAGGGAUAUUUCCGGUUGCGUAUUGUAUAUGUGAUCAGGAAAAUGUUGAUAAUUGGAGAUGGUUCCUUCAAGGCUUGUGGUCCAUACUGUAUGAAAGGUUAGACCCGUACAAUCCUCCCCACCAAUUGGUAAUUAUUUCUGAUGCCGACAAGGGGAUUCGAGAAGCCGUGAGAGAAUAUUUCCCUGAAGCAAUCCACUCACGAUGCGUGCUGCACCUAGUUGAAAAUUUUAGAACAAAGCUAAAGGAUUUGGGAUUGAAAGCAAAGGACACACAAGUUUUGGGGAGUUUGCUCCAAUCUGCUUGCUAUAAAUACACUAUAGCGGAAUGGAACGACUACAUGAAGGAAAUUUAUGAGAUGGCUCCAGUCGCAUAUGAGAUUGUACUCUGUUAUUCGCCAGAGAAAUGGGCGAAUGCAUUCUUCCCUGGCAUCAGAUAUGGUCAUGUAACCUCUAAUGUUGCAGAAUCCUUUAACAGCUCGAUUGUUACGUAUCCUGCAAAUGAUAGAGCAUAUCCGAAAACAAAUUAUGAGUCGCCUGAACAAUAG